AACAGAAAAAAUAUAAGAAAACACAGACCUUCUGAUGAUUAGUUUGUUUACCCACCAGAGCUCAAAUUUGUCUUGGGUAGAGCGAAAAAAGAAUGGCGAUGGCAAAUGCAGUAGCAAUAGCCAAAGGGCCAUCACUAACUAGAGCGCCCCAUUUCACCAGUCCUCAGAGCUUUCACAAUGUCAAGAGCCCAAAGCCCCUGUUUCUGCAAACCAGGAGGUUUACAACCCCUGCUGCAGCAAAAUCAGAGCAGGUGGUCUUGGCUCCCCUGGUAGAGCCCGCCACGGCCAUGGGGGCUGCAUUCAUGGCUGCCCUGAGCUCAUGUGACUCUGCUUUUGCGGCGCAGCAGGUGAUGGAUUUGGCGGCCAAUGAUAACCGCGGGACUCUGCUGCUGCUCACCUUGGUGCCUGCUGUUGGGUGGGUGCUCUACAACAUUUUGCAGCCGGCACUCAACCAGAUUAAUCGCAUGAGAAAUGUUAAAGGCCUGGUUGUAGGCUUAGGCCUGGGGGCUGGCGGCGCUGCCCUGUUUUCCGGUGCUGGUGAGGCCCGUGCAGAGGAGGUGCUCAGUUUGGCGGCGGAAGCGGCGGGAAGCGAUAACCGUGGGCUUCUGCUGCUGCUCGUUGUUUCUCCUGCAAUUGCGUGGGUGUUGUAUAAUAUCCUCCAGCCCGCUCUUAAUCAGAUCAACCGGAUGCGUUCUGGCAGAUAGGUAUUAGCAGAGCAGGAGACGUCUUUCGUGACAUUGCAGACAAGCUUGGUAUAGAGUUAGACUACAGACUACUUCUGUUUGUUAUCUAAGUGUAUUUAUUGUAAGAAUUCUCUCUUCUUUUGAAUAUUAUUCACCUGUCCAAUAAGAACGUAGCCAACAUUAUGUAAUGUGUUAGAGGAAGUACUUGCUGAGCAGUGGUAACAGCAGAUGUACUUGGCCAUAAGUAGCCUGGUCUUUACCCUGGCUCAGAUUUAUUUUUGGGUCUAGUGUCCUUUGUGUCCAAAGUUUAAUUGUACUACUAUCCCAACUGCUAAAAUACAAUACAAAACUUUCUAUCUUUAGUGAUAUAA
Cryptomeria japonica (Japanese cedar) is the source of this 1054-nucleotide messenger RNA. Its product is annotated as photosystem II core complex proteins psbY, chloroplastic. Lineage: Eukaryota; Viridiplantae; Streptophyta; Pinopsida; Cupressales; Cupressaceae. Gene Ontology annotation, molecular function: manganese ion binding. The transcript is spliced from 2 exons. Bases 93 to 704 code for a protein of 203 amino acids. The record is from RefSeq and is a predicted model, not a curated record. Gene Ontology annotation, cellular component: chloroplast thylakoid; photosystem II; membrane. Gene Ontology annotation, biological process: cell redox homeostasis; photosynthesis.